AUGUAUUCAAAACCCAUUCGCGUUGCUAUUGGAUCUAAAUUGGAUCAAUCUUCGCAUCGUUCUCCCAAAACUAUAGUAACAAUACCGAGUAAAUCUCUACACGCGCAAUCGGCCGGCACAGAAGAACGGCAAAGGCAACAGGCAAAUGAUGGAACAAGAAAAAAACACAUUUUUUGGGGCAAAUUACCAGACGACGAGGAGCCAGAAGCGCCGAUUGAAGAGCAGUUUAUUUUGAGGCUGUUGUUGCCUGAAGAUGUAAAACAGCGUUUUAGAGAGAAAGUGAGAAAACAAAAGUUUGCGGAAGAUGUUGAAAUCAUGUUUAAGGACUCUCGUCGUGCAAUUUUCACGUUUGAAAAUCAAAAAUAUAGCGCACGACUAGUGGAUUUGCCCUGUAUCAUUGAGGCACAAAAGACCUUCAACAAUAAACAAUUUUAUAAAGUUGCGGAUAUUUGCCAGAUGUUAAUAGUGGAAUCACCGAUUGAUACUCAAGAAGAGGAAUAUUUUUUUACAGAAAAUACGGCAUCGUCAAGUAUUGAUCAAUUUGAAUGGCCAGAUGGGUUAACGCCACCAUUGAAAGAUGUUAGAAACAGGAGAUUUAGGAAACGUAUUUCUAAUAAGAAAAUUGAAGACAUCGAAAAAGAGGUUGAAAAAUUAUUGCAUGAUGAUUCAUUGGCAGAAGAGGUUAAAAUUGAUUGGGAAGAUGCAGUCGAUUCGGAGACUGCGACACCAGCAGCACUUGCAGAAUCACUUCCAGAAGAAGCAGAAGAAUUUGAAGGAGACGUAUUAGAAGAUGACGACUAUGAAGCUGAAGAAUUUGAAGAGUUUCAAGAGGAUGUAGAUAUAGAUGCAUUGCAAGAGUAUGAGCAAGUUUUGGCAGAAGGACAAAGCAAUAUGCUCGACGAAUCAGACAAUGAUGAGCAAACACAGAACGAUGAUAUUACAGAAGAGUUCAGAAUUGGAUUAGAUCAAUUAUCGGAUGACGAUGAAAGUCAAGAGAGUAAUGCUGAAGAUGGUGAAGAAUCUGAUGCAAGUGAAACAGAUUCAGAAGAAGACCAAGAAGAGUUGGGCAAACUUUUUACGAAACAAAGAGAAUUAACAACAGAAUUAACAAAAUUGGAGGCCAACCUAAAUAAGAAAAUUUCAGAUUUGAGGGGAGAGAUUAACGCCGUUAUGCAGGGACGAAUCCAAAACCAGGUUAAUGCACUAUUAACAGAAAUAGAGCAGAAAAAAACCUUAUUGGCAGAAGCAGCACAAAGGGUGACAGAUAUCAAAGAAAAGAUGGAAUCAAAAGUCGAAGCAUUACUUGCCAAUGCUUCUAAUUCCGAAAUAUCUUAG
Scutellospora calospora is the source of this 1335-nucleotide messenger RNA. The record is from the annotation of a GenBank genome assembly. Lineage: Eukaryota; Fungi; Glomeromycota; Glomeromycetes; Diversisporales; Gigasporaceae.